Molecule: messenger RNA, 3692 nt
Organism: Lutra lutra (Eurasian river otter)
Lineage: Eukaryota; Metazoa; Chordata; Mammalia; Carnivora; Mustelidae
Gene: SARDH
Product: sarcosine dehydrogenase
Exons: 23
Coding region: 431-3175 (914 amino acids)
Cellular component (GO): mitochondrion
Molecular function (GO): oxidoreductase activity; protein binding
Source: RefSeq, a predicted model, not a curated record
CAGCCCCGGAGCUGGCCGGGACUUGUCUCUGCCCCUGGCUGCAGUGACCAUCUGUCUGGGUGGGCAGGAGCUCGGUCCCCGUGUGCGUGGCCGGGGCCUGGCGCCACUCCCGCCCUCCUGCACCAGGCGAAGGCUGGGCCCGCUCUUCUCUCCUUCAGCCCCCGCACCCCGCAGCCCUUGAGGAGGAGGACCCUGGCUCGGACUUCACAGCCCAGGGCACCACUCCCGGGGGCUUCUGGAGCAUUAGGGAACUUCGAAAACAAAAGGUUGGACAGGACACACCCCCAGGGAGACAUCUCUCUGGCACCUUUGUUCUUUUGGAGGUGGGCUUCCUGUCACAUUCUUGUAAUUAUGAGACUUUUCUGGCUUGGCAGGGCUGCCUGAAGGAGGGGGCAUUCCAGCUCUCUGUGGCACUGAGCCUGGAGUCCCCAUGGCCUCGCUGGGCAGAGCCCUUCGUGUGGCCACCACCUGCUCUCGCCGGGCCCUGGGACCGCGUACGCUGACCAGCCGAGCCGGCCCCACCACUGAGAAGAGCGUGCCGUACCAGCGGACCCUGAAAGAGGCCCAGGGCCCCACGGCAGUGGCCCAGGGCCCAAGCCGCCCCCUGCCCAGCACAGCCAAUGUGGUGGUCAUCGGUGGGGGCAGCCUGGGCUGCCAGACCCUGUACCACCUGGCCAAGCUGGGUGUGAGCGGGGCGGUGCUGCUGGAGCGGGAGAGGCUGACCUCCGGGACCACCUGGCACACGGCAGGCCUGCUGUGGCAGCUGAGGCCCAGCGACGUGGAGGUGGAGCUUCUGGCCCACACGAGGCGCGUGGUGAGCCGUGACCUGGAGGAGGAGACGGGGCUGCACACGGGAUGGAUCCAGAACGGGGGCCUGUUCGUAGCAUCCAACCGGCAGCGUCUGGACGAGUACAAGAGGCUCAUGUCGCUGGGCAAGGCCUAUGGCGUGGAGUCACAUGUGCUGAGUCCAGCAGAGACCAAGGCGCUGUAUCCCCUGAUGAACGUGGACGACCUGUACGGGACCCUGUACGUGCCCCAAGACGGAACCAUGGACCCUGCGGGCACCUGCACCGCCCUCAGCAGGGCUGCUGCUGCUCAGGGGGCACAGGUCAUCGAGAACUGCCCAGUGAGUGGCAUCCGCGUGCGGACAGACGACUUCGGGGUGCGCCGUGUGGCCGCUGUGGAGACAGCGCACGGUUCCAUCCAGACGCCCUGUGUGGUCAACUGCGCAGGUGUGUGGGCCAGUGCCGUGGGGCGGAUGGCUGGAGUCAAGGUCCCGCUGGUGGCCAUGCACCAUGCCUACGUCGUCACCGAGCGCAUCGAGGGCAUCCAGAACAUGCCCAAUGUCCGCGACCAUGAUGCCUCGGUCUACCUCCGCCUCCAAGGGGACGCCCUGUCUGUGGGCGGCUAUGAGACCAACCCCAUCUUCUGGGAGGAGGUGUCCGACAAGUUUGCCUUUGGCCUCUUCGACCUGGACUGGGACGUGUUCAGCCCGCACAUUGAAGGUGCCGUCAACCGCGUCCCUGUGCUGGAGAAGACGGGGGUCAAGUCCACGGUCUGCGGCCCUGAGUCCUUCACGCCGGACCACAAGCCCCUCAUGGGGGAGGCGCCCGAACUCCGAGGAUUCUACCUGGGCUGUGGUUUCAACAGUGCAGGAAUGAUGCUGGGCGGCGGCUGUGGGCGGGAGCUGGCCCACUGGAUUGUCCACGGGCGCCCGGAGAAGGACAUGUACAGCUAUGAUAUCAGGCGCUUCCAUCCCCAGCUCACGGACCACCGCCGCUGGAUUCGAGAGCGCAGCCACGAGUCCUACGCCAAGAACUACUCCGUGGUCUUCCCCCACGACGAGCCCCUGGCGGGACGCAACAUGAGGACCGACCCCCUGCACGAGGAGCUACUCGCCCGAGGCUGUGUGUUCCAGGAGCGACAGGGCUGGGAGCGGCCGGGAUGGUUUACUCCCCAAGGCACAGCUCCGGUCCUACAGUACGACUACUACGGGGCCUACGGAAACGAGGCCCACAGAGACUAUGCCUACGGCCGCCUGCUUGGGGACGAGUACACAUUCGACUUCCCGCCGCACCACGACGUGAUAAAGAAGGAGUGUCUGGCCUGCAGAGGAGCUGCUGCUGUGUUCAACAUGUCCUACUUUGGGAAGUUCUACCUGGUGGGCUUGGAUGCGAGGAAGGCUGCCGACUGGCUGUUCUCUGCUGAUGUCAACCGACCCCCGGGCUCCACGGCGUACACCUGCAUGCUGAACCACAGGGGCGGCACUGAGAGUGACCUAACCGUCAGCCGCCUGGCCCCCAGCUCCCAGGCCUCUGCCCUGGCCCCUGCCUUUGAAGGGGACGGCUACUACCUGGCAGUGGGCGGGGCCGUGGCCCAGCACAACUGGGCUCACAUCCGCACGGUGCUGCAGGACCAGAAAUUCCGGUGCCAGCUCAUCGACGGCUCCGAGGACCUGGGCCUGAUCAGCAUCCAGGGCCCAGCCAGCCGGGCCAUUCUGCAGGAGGUGCUUGACGCAGACCUGAGCAACGAGGCUUUUCCGUUUUCCACCCACAAGCUGGUGAGAGCCGCCGGGCACCUGGUGCGGGCCAUGAGACUCUCCUUCGUCGGGGAGCUGGGCUGGGAGUUGCAUGUGCCCAGGCCAGCCUGCGUGCCCGUGUACCAGGCUGUGAUGACCGCGGGCGCCAAGCAUGGCCUCGUCAACGCCGGGUACCGGGCCAUCGACUCCCUGAGCAUCGAGAAAGGCUACCGGCACUGGCACGCAGACCUGCGCCCCGACGACAGUCCCCUGGAGGCAGGCUUGGCCUUCACCUGCAAGCUCAAGUCGUCCGUGCCCUUCCUGGGGCGGGCAGCCUUGGAGAAGCAGCGGGCCGAGGGCCUCCGCCGACGCCUGCUGUGCCUGACAGUGGAUGAAAAGGUGCCCAUGUUCGGCCUGGAGGCUAUCUGGAGAAAUGGCCAGGUGGUGGGCCACAUCCGGAGAGCGGACUUUGGGUUCGCCAUUGACAAGACCGUCGCUUACGGCUACAUCCGGGACCCCAGCGGGGGGCCGGUCUCGCUGGACUUUGUGAAGAGCGGGGAGUAUGCUGUGGAGCGGAUGGGGGUGACCUGCCCUGCCCAGGCUCACCUCAAGUCCCCCUUCGACCCCGACAACAAGAGGGUGAAGGGGAUCUACUGAUGUCCGCAUGGGCGGAGCCUCUGCCGAGCGGGAGGCCGAGACCUGCUCCGUCCUCGUGACUGCGAUGCGGUUCCUAUCCUUGACUUUCUUGUCCCGUGGUCCUGGGGGAGGACCUCGUACAGGGUCUUAAGUGACUCCCUCAGUCCUUCUCUGGGCUUUCGGAACUCAAAACAUCUACUGGCAUGACCCUCUUCCCUGCCUUCUGUCCCUGGGUCCUGGGUCCCUCCUGCUCUGCCUCGUCCCCUCUGCCUCCCGGAUCACACCCCCAGGACAACGAUGGCCACCAGGCAGUCCCAGCAAAGCUGCGCUGUGCGGCCCUGCCCAGGCAAGCCUGACCCUCUGGGGAGCAGAAGGCGACAGAUGCGUGGGGACGGGGAGGACGGGAUUCCUGCGGACACACACCAAAAGCAGCCAGAGGACUGGGGGGUGGGCAGGCCCUGGCUGAUUUCAGAGGCUCCCACCCCUGGAACCGGUCAGGCUAAUAAAGUCGAAGUCGUGGGAAGACGUUUGGGUUUCA